AUGGGAUUUUAUCUGUUCGAUCCCCAGACUGUUCUGAAAAAGCUUCCAAAGGAAAAUGAAGAAGAAUCAACACGGAUCCUUUUCAGCAGUUUCCUUGAAUUUCUGCAAGAGACAAGAGGUUUUAAUGAAGACAGAAUUCGACACAAGAGAGGAAAGAAAUUCGUCAUUAAAGCAGGGGCUCAACUAGGAAACAACAAUGAGAGCAUCCGAGUAGAGGACAGUGUGCCAGACGAAGAUAUUAGUGAGGCUCUACUUCCAACAUUUGACAUGGUCAAAGGAAAAAAUCAGCUAGCUAUCACUGAAGCUGGAUGUUCUGGACAAAACCAGAAGACCCUCGAAGACCCUGGGUUAACAAGAAAACCAUCAAGUAAAAGAAUAAAACGCAAGCCCAGACGCUUCGACAGCUUUUGA
This is a messenger RNA of Psylliodes chrysocephalus, 411 nucleotides long. Lineage: Eukaryota; Metazoa; Arthropoda; Insecta; Coleoptera; Chrysomelidae. The record is from the annotation of a GenBank genome assembly.